Molecule: messenger RNA, 1206 nt
Organism: Vanessa atalanta (red admiral)
Lineage: Eukaryota; Metazoa; Arthropoda; Insecta; Lepidoptera; Nymphalidae
Exons: 11
Coding region: 1-1206 (401 amino acids)
Source: RefSeq, a predicted model, not a curated record
AUGGACGAUACUUUGGGAUUUGAAGAAAGCAGCAAGAAGUCUUCUACGGAAUGGCAAUUAGGUGUCCAGAGCGAUAUAUCACUGGCUGCUAGUUCGAAUACGCAACCAAUCCACCAGGAUCUUUAUGUGAUACCACAGAAUGAGGAAAAGUCACUCAGGCCGACUAUUGACGCGUCUUGGAUAGAAAAGCUGUCGUUUUACCGUUGUUACACGUCAACUGUGAGCAAAAUUGAAUUACUGUGUAUGCAACAGAACAGUGUGAACAGAUUUUUCUGGUUUUAUAUAUUCAACGUGCUAUGCAAAAGCUUACCAAUGGCCUACGUCUAUAUUUUUCUGAGUACAUACGCUCCGGAUCAUCAUUUUUUUCUUCCGAAAAUGGUGCCAAUAUGCUAUGGGCUUAACGUAAUAUUUGUGAUUACUGGCAUUUUCGAAAUAUUCAUUUUACUAAAUAAUACGUCCCUCUACAUACUUUUCAUAGUAGCCGGUCUGAUGAACAAGAUGCCGUGGAACAGGCAAAAUUCAAAUAAUAUAUGGAAUGCUGAUUUUGACUUGUUAGCAGAAUCGAUGACAGCGCCCCCGAUAGCUCAUAUUGUAAGCGCUAGAAGCACGAAUGAGAUUAGGCCAAGUCGAAAUAGUGCUGUUAUAAUAACAUCAAAUGCCGCUUAUUAUUUAUUUCGAGCAACCUUGGCGGAAGUGAUCGUACUAUUCUGGGUAUAUCCAAUGGGUCGGUUGAUAGAUGAUAUCACAUUUCACUAUGGAAUGUUUCCAACAAAAUUAAGAGUUUGGAGUUUCAUGAUAGUACCAGUAUUUUAUUUAAUAAAGACAUAUGUUAUCAUAAGUAGAUUUAACAUUGUUCGAAAUGAAAAUGAUAAUUUCAGGUCACAACACAACACAAGAUCGACAUUCUUGUAUCAAUUGAUAUUGUUUUCUGUGUUUGCAAUAUACGCCUUUUACCAUAUCACUAUCAAACAAAAAAAGAGUUGGACUCAUUUAUUUAAACCAGCACCGGAAUGGGGCCCAAAAGAUUUCAAUAGUCGACAGCUUAGGAAACAAUUUGAUACUCGUGAGUACAUAGGUUCGCAAGCACCAAGACCUUUGAGCAGAUUCUUAAUAAGUAAAGCAGAAUUGAAAUCAUACAAACUGGAUAUUCCUUACGAGCCUGUCAUUCGUCGGACCGAGGUACAAAAUGAAAAUGAAAAAUUGUGA